UCUCUUCCGAACCUCCCCCACUUUGAUCUCUCCAUCUCUCUCUAGGUGUGUUCCUACUUCCAUUGAUCUUGGGUGUUCUGGUUUCUGUUUCUUGUCAGAGAGAGAGAGAGAGAUAGCGACGCAAUUAGGGAUGAAAAAGUGUACCAGUGAGACGUCGUCCAAACUGGACAGAAAGACGGUGGAGAGGAACCGGAGAAUUCACAUGAAAGGUCUCUGCCUUAAGCUUGCUUCCAUGGUUCCUCCCCAAUACUACAAAUCCUCCAAAUCCAAGGAAAUGAUGACACAGCAAAGUCAGCUCGAUCUUGCAGCCUCCUACAUAAAGCAAUUGACAGAAAGAAUAGAGAAUCUGAAGGAGAGGAAGGAGAAAGAACUGAAAUCAAAAUUAGGGACUAGUAAUAAGUCGAGCAUUAAUAAUGUCGAUCGUCCUAAUAAAGCUGUGGUGGUCGGAUCAAGGUUGCCUGUUAUUAAACUAACUGAAUCGGGAUCUAGCAUAGAAGUAAUGCUGAUCAGUGGGCUGAAUAAGAACUUCAUGUUUUAUGAAGUUAUCAGUGUACUUGAGGAAGAAGGAGCCGAAGUUGUCAGCGCUAACUUUUCCACUGUGGGUGAUAAGGUCUUCCAUACGAUCCAUGCUCAGGUUAAAAUUUCUAGGGUUGGUGUAGAGACUACGACGGUAUGGCAGAGACUGCAGGAUUUGAUUUAUUGAAAUCACUAUCGAUCGAACGUACGUAGCUGGAUCGUCCAUGGACUAAUGAAGAUGUUUUAUUAGCGGCUGCAAUUAGAAUGAAGCAAAACUCCACAAGGCGAAGCUGAGGAGUAAAAAUGUAGCUAGGGUUUAAGCUUAAUCUGUCCAUGUCCUUAACUUAUUAUGUAGUGCAAUAGCUAGGGUUUGGGAAUUCGGUCUGUAUAAAUUCAUAAUAAUUGAAUUAAACUUAGUUAGUUGAUCUCUUGAUAAUAAGAUAGUUGUUGAAA
This is a messenger RNA of Rosa rugosa (rugosa rose), 969 nucleotides long. Its product is annotated as transcription factor bHLH162-like. Gene Ontology annotation, cellular component: RNA polymerase II transcription regulator complex. Gene Ontology annotation, biological process: regulation of transcription by RNA polymerase II. The transcript is spliced from 3 exons. The record is from RefSeq and is a predicted model, not a curated record. The coding region runs from base 131 to 703 and encodes 190 amino acids. Gene Ontology annotation, molecular function: DNA-binding transcription factor activity, RNA polymerase II-specific; protein dimerization activity; RNA polymerase II transcription regulatory region sequence-specific DNA binding. NCBI's taxonomy places the organism in Eukaryota, Viridiplantae, Streptophyta, Magnoliopsida, Rosales, Rosaceae.